Iphiclides podalirius (scarce swallowtail) is the source of this 2391-nucleotide messenger RNA. Lineage: Eukaryota; Metazoa; Arthropoda; Insecta; Lepidoptera; Papilionidae. The record is from the annotation of a GenBank genome assembly.
AUGUCAUUAUAUUUCAGUUUACAUAAGAAGAGGGAAAUAAUAGAGAAGCAUAGAGAAGACAUCAUGCAGCAAACAAUGUCUUCCAAUAAUCAGUCAUUUAAUAGAAAGAGGCUGUAUGGGAAUGAUUACCCAAACCAAAAUUUCAUCCCAUUUGGGACCAACCAACAUGCUACUACUCAAAAUUUUGCUUUACUAUAUGACGAUGGUCCAGGCCCUAGCUACAACCAUGGCAGCCCUACUCCGAACAAGAAACGUCGAAAAAGAAAUACAUGGGGAUCAGAUGGGGUCAACACUAACCAGAAUCCUGGUAAACAGCAAUAUGUACCUUUCGCGGGUCCAAAGGGUCCGCCGAAGCCUCUAAUGGGUCUAUCAUUUGCCGGCCGCCGUAUGCCCCGUAAAGAUUUCACACCAAACAAAGUGCCUAUGUCAGUUCACACAAAGACAAAUCUAGAGCCAGUCCCUGCGGCUACAGUCAAAAGGUCUGUCCAGCCAGCCUACACAUCCGAAAUGCACAUUCUGCGCGCCGAUAGGGUGCCCUGUCAGCAAACGACUGGUCGUUUAGAGCUUGCCCUUGGAGCUAUUUUGAAGGAAAUGAAAGCAAAAUUCUGUACAGUAAAAGAGACUGGCGCACUCUUCAAUUCAAAAACCACUCAGCGUUACAUAAAGCAAUGUAUCCGUGAAAGGAUAAAGGCUGUCAUGCUAAACAAGUAUGUUGGGAAAUAUAUUGAAGUUGUAGCAAGCUAUCGUGAAUCAUAUCCGCCGCAUACUGACAAGGAUUUAAUGGAUAUGGCUGUAAUGAAAGCAGGCGCCUCAGAAACAAUUAUAAAAUACAACUUCAACAAGAUGUUGACUAAAAAACUAGAGGAGAUGUUCAAAAAGUUAAAAAAACAAAGUGAGGGUAAAGAAAUUGAAGUCCUCAAAAUCAUUGAAGCGCAUAAAACUAUUAAAUGCGGCGAAAAGUCGGAAGCAGAUAUCAAACAAUCUUGCAAAAUAGAAAGAAAUUUUUAUAUAUCAAUUGUAGACUCCUUGCUUGAAGAAAGAUUACCAAAACUUUUACCAAAUUAUGCCUCGUUGCUGUUAAAAAUUUUACAAAAUGAGUCAGAUUCAUGCAAAAAGAAUCAAGAUCAUGACAAUACCACAAUUGAAAUUCGUGACAGUGAUGGGGAUGAAGAUGUGUUGGGGGUAAAGGCCGAAACCGACAAAGAAGUGGAAAAUGGGGUGAUUCUGCAAACAGCGACAGCUGAUACUAUACCAGUGAAUGAAUUGACAGAAAUAAAGAAUAGUGAAGAAUCACCUGAAGGUGAAUCUAAUACAGACAAUACAGAUGCUGUUGAAAAGGUUGAUAGUGUUAAUAAUACAGUUGUUAAAGAGGAAGUCCAGACUGACAUUGCAACGGUUAAAGAAAAGACUGAUAAUUCCAUAGUUGAGAGUAAAUCAGGUGAUAGUAUAGUUGAGGGUAUAACAAAGAAUACUGAAUCGCAUCAGCAGUCACAGGAAAUAGGCACUUCUAAUUCAUCAUCAUACUUAGUAAAGGUGCUUUGUCAACCCAAGUUACCGAGCAAAGCUGCAGCGUAUAAAUUCCUAAAUAAGUUUAAUGCGGUCAGUGUGAAAAAGCAUAAAACUAUCCAUAACCUACUGGUGGUGGAAUUGAAAAAUGAUAAGGAUUUCAAUGAUAUUACAGCAGCAAGUGGCACUGUCAUUGAAAACUCGAAGCUCAUCAUUAAGGGUAAUAAAACGGAACAGCCAGUUGGGUCACCGGCGCCGGCGGUCGAAGCAGAAAAAGAAAUGAAAGAUGAAAAAGAAUACUCCAAGGGGUCGAACAUAAUACCGCCGGAACUGGAAAACCAGAUAACCGACCUCCUCUCAUCAAUACGAAAAGCUGAAGAGCUACAAAGGGAGCAAGAUGGAGUCAAGGACGAAGAGCCCCAAGCGGACGUCGCUGUGGACGAAGGAAAAGUGCCAACAGCAAUGAACAACGGAACAAAGGAAGAGGACAAAGUGGCCGAUAAGAACCUGUACUCGCCAAGUAAUCCGUUCGACGAAGAAUCAGCAGAGCUGGAAACAAUCAAAGAGGCUGCGGGGGAGAGGGAGGGCAACGAAGAAUCAGCGGAGCUGGAAACAAUCAAAGAGGCUGCGGGGGAGGGGGAGGGCAACGAAGAAUCAGCGGAGCUGGAAACAAUCAAAGAUUCUGCGGGGGAGCGGGAGGGCGACCCACCAGUGACAAGUGUCGAGCCUGAUGCCCUAUCAAUGCAGGGUGAGGGAACCAAUAAAGAACCUAAGAGCAACAUCAAAGACGGUAGAAGCACUCCGGUGAGGUCCUCAUCCCGUCUGGCUAACGCCACCCCAAGUACUAUAAGGACAAGACGAGCCAGCCGGCUAGCGCAAAACAAU